GCGGUUUACCCAAGAAAUAUAUGUAUGUAAAUGGUAUAACAACGACCUCCGAAGUAAAAUAAAUAAGUUCAAGUGAACUAAAAAUCAAUCACUUCCUAAUUUGUGGACAUGGAAAGAAAAACACCAUCGAAUGAAGUGAAGAAAGAGGCUUAAAAUAACCACAUAAAAUUCACAUAGAAGAGGAAGACCUUCAAAACACUCUUCAUGAACUUCACAACAUACCUACAUACAUUCCCAUACAUUCGGAAAGGACAAUCGCAACGCAUAACUAUCCAUAAAGUAACACAGAAUACUCGUGGGAGUCAGGCACUUGAAAUUUGCAAUUUGCGACUCGCAUUCACACAAUCACUUUUCGCUCAUCUACCCCACUACUCCUCGAACACUUGCACUUUCAGGCACAGGGAUACAUAAACACGACCGAUUGUCACAUCUGCUCCGUUGUCGCUGGUCGACAGAUAAGCAGAGCAUUUAAGAAAACAGACCGAUAAUACCUUUAACAACAGCCAAUAUACAUUUAAUAAAAUUUAUAAAUUACAAAUUCAAGAAAGUCCAAGACUUAGUUCGCGAGUAAAACUUAUUGAAUCAUCGAACUAAAGAAUAUAUUUUGAUAACGAGAAGAUUAAAAUCAGGAACGACGAAUUUACAGGAAAACCUGGUAUGAAUGAUUGGCUAUACCCCUUCCUUGCCUCGACUCCUGUUGUUCGUAUAAUUUUAAAUAAUUUCAUCACAAAACGCAAAUAAACGCGAGAUCUUAAUUUUCCUCAAAUCCAGCAUAAAAGCUACCGCAAGAUGAGCAACAGUCGUCGCAAUACCGCAACCGAAUUUAGUUAUGUUCUACAGAGGCAGGGUAGCGAUGUCUCUGCAAGUGAAACUCAUGCCUUUGAUGACAUCAGCAACCUUAUGGAGGCUAAGCAUUGCGCACAGCAUCAGCAGAGUUCGCACACAGGUGGGGGAGGACAGUACAUUGAUUCGUCAGCGACAUUAGAUGGCGACGCAUUGUCCUCACUACCACAGGCCUCAUUCAACUACAUAAAUUCUAUUGUCGGUAGUGGUGUUAUUGGCAUUCCAUAUGCACUACAUCGUGCUGGUUUUGGAUUGGGAUUACUCUUGUUGGUGUUGGUUGCAUUUAUCACGGAUUACUCACUAAUUUUAAUGGUGAGAUGUGGCCACAUUUGCGGGAGAUUUAGUUAUCCUGGAAUUAUGGAAGCGGCCUACGGAAAAUACGGAUAUUACCUUCUUUCGAUAUUGCAAUUCAUGUACCCGUUUCUAGCUAUGAUCUCAUACAAUGUCGUUGUGGGCGACACUUUGUCCAAGGUACUGGUUCGCUUCUUUCCAUCAUGGGGUACAUCAAUGGGCGUAGUUCGGCUAGGAGUUGUGUUCUUUGUUACAGUUGGCGUCGUAGCUCCCCUAUGCCUUUAUAAAAACGUUUCCCGAUUAGCUCGGGCGAGUUUUAUAAGUUUGGCAUGCGUAGUCUUUAUUUUGUUUGCCGUCAUAGUAAAACUGUUAUCGGGGGAAUACACUGUCGCCGAUAAUCCAGAAUCUUGGAGAUUUGCGAACGCAGAUCUGAUACCUGCCACGGGUAUUAUGGUUUUUGCAUUUAUGUGCCACCACAACACAUUUUUGGUUUAUCAGUCUAUGAGGAAUGCGACACUAGAACGAUGGGAGAAAGUCACGCACGUUUCGAUCGGAUUCGCUUUGGCCGUAGCUGCCCUCUUCGGUAUUGCUGGAUACUCUACAUUUCGUGCACUAUCCCAGGGAGAUUUAUUGGAGAACUACUGCUGGAAUGAUGAUCUAAUGAAUUUUUCGCGAGUGCUUUUCUCCGUUUCAAUUUUAUUGACAUUCCCCAUAGAGUGCUUUGUUUCUCGAGAGAUUGUACGAGCUUUAAUUCAUCGCUUUGUAUUAAAAGAACCUAUCAGCGAGUUGACUUUGGACAAAGACCCCAAUCUGGAGAAGGGCGCUGACAUCGAUGAGUAUUCAAGAAACAUCACCUUGGCUAUAGUUCUCAGUGCAUUUAUCAUUUCACCACUAACAGAUUGUUUAGGAUCCGUAUUGGAAUUAAAUGGACUUUUAGCGGCAAUUCCUUUAGCUUACAUACUUCCUGGCCUGGCCUUUAUACAAAUGGAUUCGCAUCAUCUUUUCAGUCGGGAAAAAUUGCCAGCAUUGGGGUUGGUCGUGUUUGGCACUUUUGUUACCAUACUGGGUGUGGCCGUACUCUUACCUGGACUAAUGGGUGACUGCCGAUCCGAUGUUGUCAUGGAUUAUUGUGAGCAGGAAUUUACAGAGCUUACCGGAACUAAUGCAACGGAAUAAGAUAUCGAAUUGUUAAUACAUACAUACUCGUAAUUAUAUACUAUACAAACAUACACUCGUACCUAGUACAUGCCUAUGUGGUACAAAAGUAAAUGUACAUUUGUUAGGAAUUGCUUUAAAUCAAAACGGUCGUAUGCACUUGUUGAAUAAGUGUGUUUAAUGGUGAUGGAAUCGUGUCUUCCAAAAAAUGUUGCCCUUCCCCGCUGCAAAAUGUUUUAGAUGUUAUACUCAACCCUUUAAAGGGCAUGUUUUUACCCUCUUGUCCAUGUCUAGCUCACGCAAUUCAUAAUAUUGUCGUUUUAAGCAACUAUCUGAUGUUCACGGCAACCAUUAACUAUGACAAAGCUUCAAAGGGCAGGGAUGUGCCUUUUUUGACUUUCAAGAGCGUGAAAUUUUAAGAAACGAACACAAAAUGUUUC
This is a messenger RNA of Rhagoletis zephyria (snowberry fruit fly), 2729 nucleotides long. Its product is annotated as putative sodium-coupled neutral amino acid transporter 11. Gene Ontology annotation, biological process: amino acid transmembrane transport. Gene Ontology annotation, cellular component: membrane. Lineage: Eukaryota; Metazoa; Arthropoda; Insecta; Diptera; Tephritidae. The record is from RefSeq and is a predicted model, not a curated record. Gene Ontology annotation, molecular function: L-amino acid transmembrane transporter activity.